GGGAUCGGUUGGACUUUGAACGAAGUGGCAUUGGCAUGGAUUCAUGAACGCGUUCCCCGGGAUACACCACCGUUGCCUGAUUUAUGGUUUUCAUGGUUUCCCGAGGUCAGAGGAGCAAUCAGAAUCACUGAGUACAUUAUGAUCAUUCUUGUGGUGAACGCUGUCGUGGUAAAAUCGAUAUGUCUAUCAAAAAAGUACCAGACCUGUUCUCCAUCUGAUACAAUCUGA
Molecule: messenger RNA, 228 nt
Organism: Ostertagia ostertagi
Lineage: Eukaryota; Metazoa; Nematoda; Chromadorea; Rhabditida; Trichostrongylidae
Source: the annotation of a GenBank genome assembly